Toxorhynchites rutilus septentrionalis is the source of this 2408-nucleotide messenger RNA. It is a transcript of the gene SF1, whose product is annotated as splicing factor 1. The record is from RefSeq and is a predicted model, not a curated record. Gene Ontology annotation, biological process: regulation of mRNA splicing, via spliceosome. Bases 95 to 2215 code for a protein of 706 amino acids. The transcript has 6 exons. Gene Ontology annotation, cellular component: nucleus. Gene Ontology annotation, molecular function: zinc ion binding; mRNA binding. Lineage: Eukaryota; Metazoa; Arthropoda; Insecta; Diptera; Culicidae.
UUCGCCUAGUGUUCCAGUGAAGACGGUAGUGAGGUUCGGUGAGAGAAAUAAAAUUCUGUAUUCCACGGUAUAACUGCAUGAAAAAGCGUUAAAAAUGACUUCAAAAUACAAGGACAAGGAUCGUGGCCGGGACCGCGAUGGAGAAUCGAGCCAUUCGUUGGGAAAAGGACGCGACCGAGACCGCGAAUGGAAAAGAUCUCGUUCGGGAAGCCGUCACCGGGAACAUAGGGACCGCGAACGUACCCGUGGCCACGAGCGUGACCGUAACCGUGACCGAGACGGUCAUCGGCGGCGCAGCCGGAGUAAAUCGAAGGAACGUCGUCGUCGCAGCCGCUCUCGCAGCCGUGACCGCAGGCGUUCCCGCGAUCGGGGCUAUGACCGGGGAGGAAGUCGUGCCUCGGAUCGGGGAUCAACGCGUGGACAUACCGAGAGCCGGGACAAUGAUAAUAGCGGGUACGAUUACAAGGGAUUGGAGUUUACGCAAAGUGUGAUCGAGUCGAUGAUGUCAACGGCGGCGAAUGCCAAGAGUUUUGCCGAGUUACUGAACAGUUACAACACGCAGCAGCAAAUUCAGCAACAGCAGCAACAGAUUCAGGCCCAGAAGGCACUGCUGGAAGCACAUAAUGAAAAUAGUCAGUCAUCGGAUCUUGGCAGAGGUUAUGGUCCCGGAGGUAGCGGUAACAAUAGUGGCAGCGAAGCUGACAGCCGACGGAGAAAGAAGAAAUCUCGCUGGGCUGGUGGUGAUCACGAUAAAACCUUCAUUCCGGGGAUGCCCACUAUACUGCCAGCAGGAAUGACACAGGACCAACAGGAAGCUUAUUUAGUUCAGCUACAGAUUGAGGAGAUCAGCCGGAAGCUUCGCACAGGGGAUCUGAUGAUACCGCAGAAUCCGGAAGAAAGAUCGCCCUCUCCGGAACCUAUUUAUAGUAGCGAUGGCAAGCGACUGAAUACCCGCGAGUUUCGAACUAGGAAAAAGCUCGAGGAGCAGCGCCAUCAGCUGAUCCAACGCAUGCAAUGCAUGAAUCCGGAGUUCAAGCCACCAUCGGAUUACAAACCACCAGUGAUUCGUGUCAGCGACAAGGUGCUUAUCCCGCAGGAAGAACACCCGGACAUCAAUUUCGUAGGGCUGCUCAUUGGACCGCGUGGAAACACCCUUAAAGCGAUGGAGAAGGACACCGGAGCGAAAAUCAUUAUUCGUGGAAAGGGUUCCGUUAAGGAGGGCAAAGUUGGCCGCAAGGACGGUCAACCGCUGCCUGGGGAGGACGAACCGCUGCAUGCCUUUAUCACAGCUAGCAAUCCGGAAGCGGUAAAGAAGGCGGUCGACCGUAUUAAGGAUGUCAUUCGACAGGGAAUAGAGGUUCCGGAGGGUCACAACGAUUUGCGUCGGAUGCAGUUGCGAGAGUUGGCGCAGCUCAAUGGAACUCUGCGCGAAACCGACGGUCCGCGUUGUACCAACUGUGGCUCAAACGAACACAAAAGUUGGCUCUGUCCAGAUAAACCAAAUGUUACGAACAAUAUUGUGUGCUCGUCCUGCGGCGGGGCUGGCCACAUUGCUAAGGAUUGUCGCAGCAAGCGGCCGGGACUGGGUGGUCCACCGGCCAAUGACAACCAAGCUAAGAUCGACGAAGAGUACUUGAGUUUGAUGGCCGAGCUGGGUGAAGGUCCACCACCGGAUACAACCAACCAAUCAAGCUCCACCCACACCAGACCAUCUUACGGACUCUUCGAGCCAAGACAAGCUCCCAGACCACUGAUGCAAGCACAGGCUCCCCCUAUACCGACUACUUCGGCCCCAAUGCCACAUCCGAUGGCUCAAUGGAGCCAUCCGGCCUUGGCUCCAGUCCCAGGACCUCCUCCGCCACCACCGCAAAUGAUGGGAUCCUGGGGUCAGCAACCACCGCCACCGGGUGGUGCGAGUCCCGAACUGAUGCCCCCUGGAACCGCACCGCUUCCACGGUUCCCACAAAGCUAUCCUCCACCACCGCCGGGAAUUUCCCAGCAACCUCUAGCACCCGGGACGGGACCCGUUUCGGUACCCUCCUGGGGUGGAAGCAAUGGUUCAGCAGUGGCUCCUCCACUGAUGCCGCCAGGAUCGUGGCAGCCACCGGGCGGAGCUCCGGGCACUGGUCACCUCCCACCGCCCCCGAUGCCGACCGGGCUUCCGCCGGCACAUCUGCUGAACGCACCGCCACCACCACCCCCGCCUUCGUCUUAGGGGUAGUACUAAUAUAGAAUUUGUAUUGUGAAAUGAUACGGCGAAAGAAAGUUAAUAUGAAGAAGAACAAAGUGAUUCUUUGACACACGUUUGAACAUCUUGAUGCAAUCGAUACUUUUAAUUGUGGAGAGUCGAGGGUUUAGCUUAGAUUUGGAGACUUUCUGUACAAUAAUUGAGAAAAAUAAAUCAAUAU